Messenger RNA from Schistocerca americana (American grasshopper), 474 nucleotides. RefSeq names its product pollen-specific leucine-rich repeat extensin-like protein 1. The coding region runs from base 1 to 474 and encodes 157 amino acids. The record is from RefSeq and is a predicted model, not a curated record. The transcript is spliced from 2 exons. Lineage: Eukaryota; Metazoa; Arthropoda; Insecta; Orthoptera; Acrididae.
AUGCAAAACCCGAACCACCAAAACAAAACACGAACCACCAAAACAAAACCCAAACCACCAAAACAAAACCCGAACCACCAAAACAAAACCCGAACCACCAAAACAAAACCCGAACCACCAAAACAAAACCCGAACCACCAAAACAAAACCCGAACCACCAAAACAAAACCCGAACCACCAAAACAAAACCCGAACCACCAAAACAAAACCCGAACCACCAAAACAAAACCCGAACCACCAAAACAAAACCCAAACCACCAAAACAAAACCCGAACCACCAAAACAAAACCCGAACCACCAAAACAAAACCCGAACCACCAAAACAAAACCCGAACCACCAAAACAAAACCCGAACCACCAAAACAAAACCCGAACCACCAAAACACUCACAUUCGCAAUAUUACUACAAUUUUUGUUUUCACCCACAUACCAUCAUUGAAACACUACACAUCCUACUCGAUAUUUAACAAGUGA